CCUUUCCAUUUCCUGUCAUUUGCCCCCUUGACCUUUAGAGCACUUGACCUUCAGUCACCUGAUGACCGUGGCUUUGACCUUUGGGUCCCAAUUUGUCUUGUUUGACCUUUAUGUGCCCUGACCCCAAGAGGUCACAUCGUCCGGGUAUAAAAGGAAGAGAUCUUCCAUUUCCAUCAUUUCAUUUCAAUAUCAUUCAUCUAUCAUGUCAUCUAUUAAGAACGUUUUGCGUUCGAUUGGUUACCAAGUUAAAUCCCUCUUAGGAGAGGGAAGCUUUGGUACGGUUUUGCUCUGUGAAAACAUGGUUGACCUUUCGGAGGUUGCCAUAAAAAUCACAGAAAAAGUUCAGAGCUAUGUCUCAAAUGAGACGUUUGCUCUGAAGACUGUGAAACAUCCCAACAUUGUGGACAUCUACGCAGUGUUGGAGACUGAUAAGCACGCUUUUACUGUGAUGGAGCUGGCCGAGGGGGGAAACCUCCUGGGCCUGCUUGCACAGGAAAGCUUUAGCUUGUCUGAGGAGAGAGUCAAGGUGAUCUUUUCCCAACUGGUGGAGGCUGUGAACGCCUGUCACCAGGUGGGGAUUGCACACCGAGAUCUUAAGCUGGAAAAUGUCCUUUUGGACCUGGACGGCAAUGUCAAGCUGUCUGACUUUGGCCUUUGCACGCGCCAAGAGCAAAGAGAGUCCAGUAAUACCUUCUGUGGAACAGUAACUUACUCCUCCCCCGAGGUUCUAACCGGAGAGGAGUAUGAUGCAUUCAAGCUAGACAUCUGGAGUUUGGGGGUCAUCCUCUAUUCUCUGGUGUGUGGCUCCUUCCCCUUUGACGACUUCAGCAUCAGCCAGAUGGUUCAGCUGCAGAAAGAUCACAUCCUUCCAUUUCCCGAGCCCAUCAGCUCAGAGUGCAAGGAUCUUAUCCUGCAAAUGUGCCAGCCAGAUGUUGCUGGAAGGCCCUCGAUCCGACAGGUUCGGAACUCUAGCUGGCUUUGCCAGUGAAAUCUAAAAGCCUAAAAAGCUAAUAAUAUCAAUAAUAACACAUCACACCUUAUUAGACAAUCAGACUUAAACUUUUGACCUUUGAUUGUCAAGAAUCACAAUCACAUCGACCUUUUCCUUCAUCUCCAUUACAAAGUUGACCUUUGACCUUUGAUUGUCAAGAAUCACACACAUCAUAGUUAAAAUGUUGACCUUUGACCUUUGUUUGUCAAGAAUCACAAUCUCAUCCUCUUCCAUUACAAAUUUGACCUUUGACCUCUGAUUGUCAAGAAUCACGAAU
Messenger RNA from Haliotis rufescens (red abalone), 1268 nucleotides. RefSeq names its product testis-specific serine/threonine-protein kinase 3-like. The transcript has a single exon. Gene Ontology annotation, molecular function: protein serine/threonine kinase activity; ATP binding. The record is from RefSeq and is a predicted model, not a curated record. Gene Ontology annotation, biological process: protein phosphorylation; intracellular signal transduction. Gene Ontology annotation, cellular component: cytoplasm. NCBI's taxonomy places the organism in Eukaryota, Metazoa, Mollusca, Gastropoda, Lepetellida, Haliotidae. Bases 203 to 988 code for a protein of 261 amino acids.